Cladophialophora immunda is the source of this 600-nucleotide messenger RNA. RefSeq lists its product as uncharacterized. NCBI's taxonomy places the organism in Eukaryota, Fungi, Ascomycota, Eurotiomycetes, Chaetothyriales, Herpotrichiellaceae. The record is from RefSeq and is a predicted model, not a curated record. Bases 1 to 600 code for a protein of 199 amino acids. Gene Ontology annotation, molecular function: protein binding. The transcript has a single exon.
AUGACCGGUCCCAGCUACGGUGCGCAUGAAGCGCGACACAACAUCCUCCACGAGUUAUCAUUAACAUAUAUGGCCCAAGGCAGAGCCACCAACGCCGCCAACUUGUUGGAAACCAUUCUGCCAGAGCCGUCUUAUUCAUACUCUGAAUCGUUCAUCAACCGCUUGGUCUUGAAUAGCAAUCUCGCGAUGGCGUACGCGAAGCGACCCGCGUACCAGAAGGCCGUUCCGCCGAUCGCCAAUGUCAACAAGAGGCGGAACUCAAUCCUGCCCAACCAUCCAGCUGCGACUCUGAGUCAACAUGACUUAUUCGAAUACUGCCAGCACAUCGACGACAACACCUCACUGUCUGAGAUCUGUGAAGCACAGAACCCGAUGAACCCGUCUCUCAACACCUCUUCCGUCUCCAAAUUCCAACACUGGCGCAGAGCCAUCGGCCUCUCAUCCGACGCUGGAGAUUCCACACGUAUCCCUCUGUUACGCUUUUUUGCUUCAAUACGCUGUAGAGCACUCCAUCUAUGUAGCCGCUGCCUGGGACCUAGGGAUUCUGCUCUUUCACCUUACUAUGAUUCAAUCCCCAGCCAACUGAUUACGCCAACAUGA